AGAGAGAGAGAGAGAGAGACGCGGGUGGACAGUGGGAUGCUGUGCGUUAUACUGGCUAAAUGAGGGUUGUCUUUCCAAGUUCAGUCAGCAGGGCUUCUCCACCCUUCCAGCGAGGAUCUGUAAUUUACACGACAACAGCAGGGCGCCUGUCGGAUCUCCAUUGGACUCUGCGCUGGAUCUCCCACAGCACUGCCACUGCUGCUGCUUCUCCAUCACCAAACCCUCUACGCCGAAGGACGAGAAGAAGAUCUGAUUUCCGUGCCAUGUGCAGAACGACAUGUAUGUGUGAUUUCAUGCGGUGACAGUGGAGGGGAAUGGAGCAGUUGUCAUCAAAUUCCUGCAGACGCACCGACGGUGAUACAUUGAGGGCUGUCGUGUAGAGAGAAGACCUUCAUACGCAGCAGCCAAUCCGAGAGAUACAUUUUUAUUGCCAGCGAAAAGGAUCGUUAGUCAGGUCGCCUUCCAUGUCAUCCACAACAAUGGGGGAGCAGCCCAUCUACAGCACUCGGGCCCACGUCUUCCAGAUUGAUCCCAACACUAAAAAGAACUGGCUGCCCACCAGCAAGCAUGCCGUCACUGUCUCCUACUUCUACGACAGUACGCGCAAUGUCUACCGCAUCAUCAGCCUGGAUGGCACCAAGGCAAUAAUCAACAGUACCAUCAGUCCCAACAUGACGUUCACAAAGACCUCACAGAAGUUUGGCCAAUGGGCGGACAGUCGAGCAAACACUGUCUACGGCCUGGGAUUCUCCACUGAGCAUCAUCUAGCCAAGUUCGCAGAGAAGUUUGCAGAGUAUAAAGAAGCAGCACGGCUUGCUAAAGAGAAGAGUCAAGAAAAGAUGGAGAUGGCCACGUCUCCCUCUCAGGAGUCUCCAGGAGGUGAGCUCUCAUCACCAUUGACCCCUGUGACUCCGCCCAUGGAAAACAUCAACGGCACAGAUGAAAUCUGUGACACGACUCCCAAUUCAGACACCCUUCCAGGGCCGGCACAGAACGCACUGGCCUUCGCACACAGCCCCGCCAUGACAAAACACUGGGAGGCUGAGCUGGAGGCACUAAAGGGGAACAAUGCCAAGCUAACGGCAGCUCUGCUGGAGUCCACAGCCAAUGUCAAACAGUGGAAACAACAACUAGCUGCCUACCAGGAGGAGGCAGAGAGACUACACAAACGGGUGACGGAGCUCGAGUGCCAGAGCAAUCAAACCCCAGUGAUCAAAUCACAGAAGACUGAACUCAACCAAACCAUAGAGGAACUGGAAAAUACACUAAGGGAUAAAGAAGAGGAAAUGGAAAAGUUGAAAGAGGAAUUGGAAAACAUGAAUGACCUGAUGGAGCAGAAAGACACCCUUACCCAGAAACUUGAGGAGACGGAGCUGCGCAGUCGUGUGCUGGAGGAGCAGCUGGCGGGUGCUGAGCAACGGCUGGAAGAAAACCAAGAGGAGCAGGAGAAUUUCAGGAAGAGCCUGCGGACGCUGCUGGAGCUGCUGGACGGCAAGAUCUUUGAGCUGACGGAGCUCAGAGACACCUUGGCUCGGCUCAUAGAGGAGGCCAGCUAGAGACGGGGCUGCCUAAUCUUUACAGACAGAGCCAUAUGAUAAUUUACACCCUCACAACCCCCAACUCACCCACACCAAUCCUACCCACCAUGCCCUCCUUCCUCCUACACCUCACGCACAUUAAAUCUGAGACACUACACUGCCCUGAUUCUGAUUUUGCUCAAAAAGGGCAGCUAACUCCCCAUUUUUACCUUGCAGGCAUCAAGCUACAACCAACCGCAGGCACUCCUGUAGUUCAAAACAACACAGGGACUACCUCAUCUUGCCUUCUGAUUGGCUGGUGUAGGCGUAACCUUGGUUGAAUUGAUCUCCAGUCGUAGAGAUGCCUGUCAUGGCACAUUGCAACUGCCCCCCAAAACCCACCCACCCACACACUCACAAAGAGUUAACUUGAGAACUGUGCCUCAGUGCCAUCUGCUGUUUGACUGGGAGAGCUGCAGUACAGCUUGCAGCAUCACAACAUCACACACACACACCCCUUUUCUUCCUCUCUAAACUGCCCCCGCCCCCGCCCCCAAGGGGAAUGUUGAAAGUCAUGUGGAAAUAAUUGCUGUUAAGACUCAGAGAACUGCGCCAAAGCUGCCAAAUCCCCCCAAAAUAUUGUCCUCUAACUAGCAGAUGCUUUGAUCCAAAGUGACUUACUGUACAGAGAAGUGCUGAACAGAGAAACAGAGUUCCACGUUUGAGCUCGGGCUGCCAGCGGAGUGUCACUGGAAACAGAGAAUUAAAGGACGGCUCUCAACAAAACAGUCAGUCUCACCUAUUGGCCUGUGGUUACAUCAAAGCUGCUCCCUGGAUACACAGGACUGCUGGGAAAUGAAGUUAUGUUUAAUUCUCCAGCGUAAAUGAAUGACUGCUAUAUAUCCACAGCCUAUUUAAAAUCCUACAUGAUAGAUGAGUAUUGAAUCUUCCAGAGGCAUUCUUCAUGCCACCCAGAAAUUUUAGAGGGCAUGUGCCCGUGUUAGAUUUGACAUGAAAAGUCCUGUAUCCAGACUGCUUCCACCGUCACAGACAACUGACCUGUCUUCCUGCCAAACUCAGUGUGGUGUGUGUUCCCGAACAAGGCCUGAUCUAUGACAAAGCGUGUGCCUUCAAAGCACAUAUACGUGGACACAUGUUUGUAUAUAAUAUGUGUGUGUGUUUUGUGCUGUGAGAGAAAGACCCUGUUUUGGGACAUCAAGGCCCCCCCACACACACAGACACACACACACUGAGCAAUACCAGACAGGCUCUAUAUGACACCUCUAUCUAACUCUAUCAGGUACUCUACUCAGUGGACUCAUGCAGAUAGGUCAAAUGCAACUCAGCUGAUCCCCCCUGUCCGACAGAAAGUGUACUACUGUUGACCGCGAACCUGUGUGGCAGCCCUGUCUGGACGAAGUAGUGCAUCAUGAAGGGCUUAUAGAGUGUCAUCUACGUGUCCGUAAAUCUCCACCCUCAGUGAAGCUGGCCACAGAUUUUCACUCCCCACGAGUGAAUACAGAACUGUACUCAGUUUCUAUUCUUUUUUACACAAGAUAUAACACUGAUGAUAUAAUAAUAGAACUGUAUAAGACAACUUUCUACUCAUGACGACAUUGUAAAUGAAUGGAUGGAUAACUUAAAAGCAGUAACACCCUGCGGUGGCUUAUUGUUGUGUAUUAACCCAUGAAAAAGUAUUGCAUAGUUAUUAUUGAGUAUCUAGUCUGUAGGUAAACAAUGAAAACCUCUUCAAUAUAUAUUUAAAAUUUGUAACGACACAAUGUAAACACAUAGUUUCAAACGUUCUUUACCAAAACAUGCACUUAUAAAGCAGCUCCUGUACUGGUAAAAAUCUAUAACUGCAUCUUAAAAUCUGUUCAUUUAAAAUCACUGAAUUUCUAAAAAGCUAUAUCCUCUCAUGAAAGGCUGCUUAUUUUACCUUUCAAUUGAGCACCCUGUUUGCACUGUGUUAUUACACUUUUGUAAUUACAUUAUAUAUCAAGAGAUUUGCAUUAAAAGCUAGCACAGCAUAAUUCUGUACUUAAAAUAUUGUAGUUAGCUACACUGGUUAAUACACUGGAAUAAGACUCAUGUAAAGGGUAAAGUUACCGUUUUUGUCUGGUUUAACUUUGACAGUCGAAUGACAGAGAUGGAAUACCUUGAUAUUAAUGCUAUUGUUAAUGAAUGCCUUUGUACAGUAGUGGAUAAGAAGCUUUUCAUUCUCCUGUUUUGUAACUUAUGGUAUUUAAAUGUAGGUAUUAUUAUUGUAUUUAGAGGUAUGAGAAGACUGGCAAUAUUUUUGACUAUUUAAAGUAAUUUUGAACUCAUGAUAUUAAAGAGGUACCUCAGGCUAA
Dicentrarchus labrax (European seabass) is the source of this 3871-nucleotide messenger RNA. RefSeq names its product homer scaffold protein 1b (gene homer1b). The record is from RefSeq and is a predicted model, not a curated record. Gene Ontology annotation, biological process: regulation of store-operated calcium entry; G protein-coupled glutamate receptor signaling pathway. Lineage: Eukaryota; Metazoa; Chordata; Actinopteri; Moronidae. The coding region runs from base 465 to 1556 and encodes 363 amino acids. Gene Ontology annotation, cellular component: postsynaptic density; plasma membrane; dendrite. The transcript is spliced from 9 exons. Gene Ontology annotation, molecular function: G protein-coupled glutamate receptor binding.